Molecule: messenger RNA, 324 nt
Organism: Perkinsus marinus ATCC 50983
Lineage: Eukaryota; Perkinsozoa; Perkinsida; Perkinsidae
Exons: 4
Coding region: 1-324 (107 amino acids)
Source: RefSeq, a predicted model, not a curated record
AUGACUGUUCAGAUGUCGGUUAAUGAGGAGGAUGAAACUCACCGUGGCCCGACCACUGCCGCUGAGGCUCUGAAAGCGAUGGGCUGGCAGUACUGGGGGGAUAUAUGGCGGUCGAUUUACUAUUAUAUACCGAUGAAGGAAUGUGCGGAGGAGUUACGAAUGCAGAGACGAGAUGAUCGCCAGUCCGCGUUGGGAGCUGUUGAGAGGAAGACGAUCACUCCGCUCGAGGGCAUCCUCGUCGACGAGGCCUUCGAUGCACCCUUCAACACGUCUGUUCGCACUGGUCAGUUGGCGGUUCCUAAGAGCGUAUCCUCCUCUUAUUAA